Didymodactylos carnosus is the source of this 3271-nucleotide messenger RNA. Lineage: Eukaryota; Metazoa; Rotifera; Eurotatoria; Philodinida; Philodinidae. The record is from the annotation of a GenBank genome assembly.
GUCUUUCUAAUCAAAGCAGCAGUUUUUCUUAAUGGAGACGAUCCUGAUAUAUUCGUAAUGGCGAGUUUUAUUACUAUUUGCAUGAGCGGUAUUUAUAUUCUCAAUGGAAGAUCCAAUGACAACAUUACCGUAGCAUAGAUAUUCAUCUUUUGAAGAUGUAUAUAUUUUCAGAGAAGCAAAGUAAUCAUAGUCGGCAGUUGAAGAAAAGGAAGGUUGGGCCGUUUUGGGAUAUACUAUGGGGCUCGUUUUGAAGUCCCUUAGUUUCUUUUGAAAACAACAACUUAAAUUGAUGGACAUGUCAGCCUUUCGCUGACAAAAUUCUCAUUUGAUUUCUCGGUUAUUGAAUGCAGAUGUAUCCGGAAACGAGAUACAUCUAGAGAUGGGAUGUAAGAACAACGUAACACGUUCUCGUUCUUUUCGUCUUGUGUCUUGCUAUUGUAGAUUUCUUUCGUUCUAACGUUUGGUAUAUAGCAAGACGCACACUCUUACGAAAAGAAAGCGAUAAGACAAGACUUAUACUUAUAUACGUUUCAUAUUUUUUUUUCUUUUUCUUUCGUGUGUCGUAAGACGUAUAUCAAAACAAAACGUAAGUUUUGUAAGGUACGGGUAACGGAAUCCAAGAAAUACCUCACUUAAUAAUUUUUGUUAAUGAUUAAUAAUUGGUUAUAAGCGAAUGGUGAAAGAUGUCUAGAAAGAUGUCGCGAUUGUACGAUGGUAUACAUAUAUAGGGCGCCACGAUCAACGCGAAAAGUGGGUAUAGGUACAUGGCGCCAUUGCCACUCACCUAUAGCGCCAUCUACUGCUGGUACGUCUUCAAGUUGAUUGUGGCACCCGCUAUACGUAUCCCCUCGUACAAUGGUGACAUGUUUCGAGCUUCUUAUCAUUAUCAUUUAGUCACAAAUUGUGUAAGUUUCGUAAGUUUGUCUUGUCACUUACACAGUUUUUGUGAAAGCGUCUGACAGUUACACGAUAUAUGUAGGUGUGAAAAGGAAAGAAAAAUGACUUGCCACAAGAUAUUUUCUUUCGCGUUCUGUCUUGCGUCUAUAUAUGAGAGGAGAGAAAAGAAAAGGCGUCAGCGGUCACCGUAUAUAGCGUACGUUAGUGAACUGUUACGAACACCGUCCCAUCUCUAAUCUGGAAGGUCGUGCUACGCGUGAACCGUGUGAGGUGACAGUCUCAAGUUCGAAAGAAUGUGUCAGUCAGAUGUAGCGCUACAUCAUGCACAUAUAAAGCUAGCAGGUCACCUUGAGUAGAUUCACGAACACGCAUUAUCAUCUUUAUGUUGUAUCUUUUCUCUGUUUUGUACUGCUUAACUAUAUGCUAUUCGAUAGAGCGUAAAACGCUGAAUAACAUGUGAUAUUUCCUAAUUAUCAAAUGUUAGCUUACUAUUGUGAGAAAGUUGAAUUACAUGAAAAAGUGAAACGUUUUGACUAAAACUCGAUCUCCGACACCUUAACUUCAUCAUACUAAAUAUCUGAGUAGUCUUUCUUAUGUAACUUUAUUUGUUACAUCACAAUUAACAAGUUCAAUAUCGGUACCGUCGCUAUCACAUGAAUGUUUUAAGUUUUGAGGUUUGACACUCGUAUUAUCUAGAGUCAAGCCACGAAUCUAUUAUAAUUAUAGUACUAAAAUUAGUUUGAUUAGAAUAGCUCAUUCUCACCCUCAUCCCCUCAAGACACAGGCCGAAAAGUGUACAGGAUGAUCUAUUUAAUAUGUACAAAUAGUUCGAACACUACGGUUACCAUGGACCAAAAAUGACCUGAAAAGUGGGCUAAAGCUAACAAAACUGAAUACAUUUGAAUCGUGGUUGAAAAAACAGGAUGGACAGGAUCAAAUUGAGCUUGACUGCAACUUUAUUAAAACGAAGUAAUAAGUCAAAAAUAAUCGUAGAAAAGUUAUUCAUGCAUUGCUGGAUAGCCAAUGGACUGUUGUUAUGGUCUGACGAAAAAAGCUUUUUUAAGACACUAAUUUAUAAUCAAUCAAUGCUAAUGAAUUCUAAUCGAUAUCACUCCGAUGCCUUACACUUUUAUUUGCAAAUUAACGGUUUAUUGGGAAUUGUGAAGUAAUAAGUCAUUUGACAGAGAUUUCUUUGGCCAGAUAGUUUCAACGUUUGCAUCCUAUCUUAAUCCAACAUCGUCAGAUUUAAAUAAUGAAGAGUUAAGUGUAACACAAAAUAUCGCAUCAAAACGAAUGAAUCGUUUUCGUUAUUCUACGUAAGCUUCUCCUGAUUUUUUAUUUACUUAUUGAAAUGUUCGCUCGUGUGUUUGUUUUCUCGCAGAUCUCGCUACAGUGAAGGUAUCAUUUCAACAGCAUCACCAUUGAUUAUAUUUGAACAUGCGGCUCACAAAAUACUCUAUGCCAUAUUAGGUAAACUUAUUAUUUGUCAUCAUCUAUCAUUUUUUGAAAAUAAAUUAAAUCAAAUUAAUUAAAUUGAAUUGAAACAUUUGAAUUAAUACACUGUAGGACUUGCAGUCAUACUACUGUUCGUCUCCACUUUUGGUCAGUUAUUUUUAUCUAUAACUUCCAAACGACAAACAAAUCGUAUUCGUAUUAAAUUAUACAAAUUUCUCUUAACAAGAGUAAGAUUUAAUCCUAUAUAUAUGGAUUCAUUCUUUAGGAUAUCUCUUAUUUCUUUUUUAGGAUAUUUCUUAUUACGAUACGCACAAAGCAGGUGAAAUGAGUUCAAAGUUAUCAACGUAUGUUCCCUCUAUUAGAUAAAAAUAAUCUGUCGUCGGUAAUUCUUAUAAUUUGGAGAAAUAUCGAUAAAAUUCACGAUGGUAUAAGCUUCAAAUUAUAUUCUCUUAUGGUAAUGUUUUGCUCCUGUAUCUGUACCAUUAUAUAGCUUUUAUUAUAAAUUGGAAAUUAACAUUAAUUAUGCUAGUGAUAUUACCGUUAUUUAUAGUGAAUGGGUUAAUAUUUGUAAAAGUAUGGGAUGCCUGUUUUUAAAUAAAAGCAUUCAUAUUGUUGUCUUGUAUUAUUACUCAUUGUUUUCUGUUAGUUAACGGCAUUAAUGACAAUGAAUGAAUUACAACCAUAUUCAAAAUCUGGCGCAAUAGUACAAGAAGUAUUUAGUUCAAUCCGAACUGUUUUUGCUUAUAAUAGUUCAGAAUACGAGCAACUACGCUAUAAUAAAUAUUUGGAUUCAUGCAAACAUGAAAGUAAAAGAAAAGGCAUUCUAUUUGGAUGCUAUAUGGCUCAAAAUAUUCAUUCUUUGUCCGAAGCAAGUGGAGCAGCUACUGAAAUUUGGCAGAUUCUUGACGAUGAGGUAUAG